UGCAGGAGUAUCUGGAGGCCGGAGCCGACAUCAUCGAGACCAACACCUUCAGCAGCACCAGCAUCGCUCAGGCCGACUACGGCAUGGAGGACCUGGCGUAUCGGCUGAAUAAAGCAUCUGCAGAACUGGCCCGGAGAGCAGCGGAUGACGUCUCUACACAGACAGGUUGUAAGCGGUUUGUAGCAGGAGCCGUGGGUCCCACCAAUAAAACACUGUCAGUGUCUCCAUCGGUGGAGAGACCCGACUACAGGAACAUCACGUUUGAUGAGCUGGCGGAGGCGUAUGCGGAGCAGGUGAAGGGUCUGCUGGACGGAGGCGCUGAUGUUCUGCUGGUGGAAACCAUCUUUGAUACAGCGAACGCAAAGGCGGCGUUAUUUGCCAUCGACAGGCUGUUUGAGGAGUGUUACGAACCUCGACCCGUGUUU
Sinocyclocheilus rhinocerous is the source of this 425-nucleotide messenger RNA. RefSeq names its product methionine synthase-like. Gene Ontology annotation, biological process: homocysteine metabolic process; tetrahydrofolate metabolic process. The transcript is spliced from 5 exons. The annotation marks the transcript as partial. Gene Ontology annotation, molecular function: methionine synthase activity. Lineage: Eukaryota; Metazoa; Chordata; Actinopteri; Cypriniformes; Cyprinidae. The record is from RefSeq and is a predicted model, not a curated record. Gene Ontology annotation, cellular component: cytosol.